This is a messenger RNA of Drosophila innubila, 3517 nucleotides long. RefSeq lists its product as uncharacterized. Gene Ontology annotation, biological process: heterophilic cell-cell adhesion; establishment or maintenance of epithelial cell apical/basal polarity. Gene Ontology annotation, cellular component: protein-containing complex; plasma membrane. The transcript has 11 exons. Lineage: Eukaryota; Metazoa; Arthropoda; Insecta; Diptera; Drosophilidae. The record is from RefSeq and is a predicted model, not a curated record. The coding region runs from base 1 to 3375 and encodes 1124 amino acids. Gene Ontology annotation, molecular function: calcium ion binding.
AUGACAACAAACGUGCCGCCACUCGCAUCACUGGGCAGCAUCCUUGACAGACUCUAUCGCAUCAAGUUUAGCGAAGCUGAUUCCAAUCUGGACUCCUCCGCGGACUUUGAAGAGGUGCCCGUCUCCGCCUCAACUCCCUCUCCGCUGCACAUUCAAAUGCAGGCAGCUGCCUCGUAUCAAGUGGCCGAAACUCUGGCCGAUCUUAAUGAGGAGGAGAGGAAACGUUAUGGCGCAUUGUUAUUUCAGCAAUCGUCGGCAAGCAAACUCAACAUUGUGGAUCUCUAUCCAAUUAAAAUUGAGGACUUUCAGCCCGUAAUGAGAGAAGAUAAAGCGGAGGAGCAAGUGCAACAGGCUGUCUUUACACAGCUGGAUAAUGCUGAGGAAUAUCGACAGAAUCUUAUGCCCAAUGAGGUAGAAAUGUUGGUUGUAAAUCCAACAGUUAAUCAGCCAGCAACAACGACAACUCCUUCAGCCAUGACAACUCUGGCCAGCAUGGAGUCCACGCCGAGUGAUUUUACACGUAAAUUGCUGGCUGAGCAGGAUGAUUUGAUAACGGAAAUUGAGCGCAAAUUUCAGCUGCAAGAGACAACAGCAGCAACCACAACAACCGCAGGCACCAUCAGCACCACUAGAACAACAAAGUUACCUCCACUGACACAUGGUGAUAGCUACAUCGAUCGACGUGUGAAGAAAAGCUUCGAGUUUCCCAUGCAACAUCGUGCUAGCGACGUUAUGGCCCUGCCCAACAUUGAUUUUGCCAACACUAAAUUCAACACGGAUGCUUCUGAUGGGACCGAGGCAAGGACAGCCUCAGUGGCUGCUGUGGUUCAACCAUCGCAUCCCGAAUUCUCCACCACAAAGUUCUACAAUAGCAAAGAGUUGUACAACGAAAUGUUACAUAAUAAACGCAAGUUAAUCAAAGAAAUUGACACUGCAGCGGCUAAAGAACGGGAAUUGUUGUUGUUGGCCACAGCAGGCAGCAUUAUAAAGUCAUCAGAGGUUCCACAAAGUUCGGAGCAGUCGCAGUCGCAGCCACGUCAAGUCAUUAGAGCAAGCGAAACCACAAAGUUGGAGGUCUCGUCACCAGCGCCAAUGACGACAAAACGCGUGACUUUGACGCCCACCCGGCAAACUUUUGACGGCACCACAGCAGGGGAGGCAAAAGAAGAAGAAGAAGAAGCUACAACAAUAACCAGCACUUGGACUACUGUGAAACCCAUGAAAUACCAGAAGCAGCUGAAACGCGCUAAAUUAUUGCUCAAGGCACUGAAGCCGCCAGUUGCCAGCGACCAACAGUUGGAAAAUCUAAAAGUGGUCGCUGCAAAAGUCAAAGUUACAUCCCAAACAGCCAAUACAACUGUUAACUCCACUCCCAAUCCCAAUCCCACUUCCACUCCCAGUACCACUUCCACUGCCACUCCCAGUCCCACUCCCAGUUCCUCUUCCAGGCAUCCGGCUAAUCUAGCUAAAUCAGCUUCAAAGCCAAUUGCUCGUCCGCGUAUUUUAAGUCGCCUUCAGGAGAAAAUCAAUUCGCUUGAAUGUGAGAUACAAAAUGUGCCGCAGGAUUCACAUUUGUGGCGAGGCAACGAAACGCACGAGCUGCUGCUGCCAAUUGUGACUACGGAACAUUGUAAAGCCGGAGAGCAUUGUACGCCCAAUGUGUUAACAUGGGAAGGUGAAGCCGAAAUCCAAUCUGGCGAUAUUUUGAUUGUCGAAAUCAACGAUGCCAUGUUGACUACACCACACAAAGAAAACAUCACUAGCAGCCAAAGUGCCGCACAUGCCGCUCAGGUUUAUCAGGUAACACGCUCCGGCCACGAGCAUUGUGAUGUUACUGAAGGUGUACUCCUGGACUUAACACCCUUGGUGGUCGAUGGCAGAAAACUGGUUACCUUAUAUGACAAGGAUCUCACCGAGGGAGUUAACCUGCUAAUUGUGGUGUCCGAGCUGUGGAGUCAACAGUGUGUGCGUUUAAAGGUGACCACGAAAACCGACAAUUGUGGCGAGAACGCCGAUUGUUCCGGCAAAGGGGUGUGUUAUUCGAGCACAUCCAUGGAGGAGUACGAGUGCCAAUGCUGUAGCGGUUUUGCGGGACCACAUUGUGAGGAGAUCGAUGCUUGUAACCCCAGUCCCUGCACCAAUAAUGGCAUCUGUGUGGACCUCUCGCAGGGUCACGACGGCAACUCUUACCAAUGCCUUUGUCCAUAUGGUUAUGCGGGCAAAAAUUGUCAAUAUGAAUCGGAUCCCUGUAAUCCGGCGGAGUGCAUGAAUGGCGGCAGCUGUGUGGGUAAUUCCACGCACUUUCACUGUGAUUGCACUUCUGGCUUCACAGGGCCCCUCUGUCAGCAUAGUCUCAAUGAAUGUGAGUCCUCGCCCUGUUUGCAUGGUAUCUGUGUGGAUCAGGAGGACGGUUUUCGCUGCUUCUGCCAGCCCGGAUUCGCGGGCGAGUUGUGCAACUUUGAAUAUAAUGAAUGCGAAUCGAAUCCAUGUCAGAAUGCCGGCGAGUGCAUCGAUCACAUUGGCAGCUACGAGUGCCGCUGUACGAAGGGAUACACGGGCAACCGUUGCCAAAUAAAGGUUGAUUUCUGCGCCAGUAAGCCGUGCCCCGAAGGACAUCGCUGUAUUGAUCAUGGAAAUGAUUUUAGCUGCGAAUGCCCUGGAGGUCGCAAUGGACCGGAUUGUAAUCAAAUGCCACGAACGCAGUGCAGCGUCAAUCCGUGCACUCAUGGCGGUACUUGCUGGUCCAGUGGCGAGAGCUUCUACUGUGCCUGUCGUCCUGGAUAUACGGGCACAAUGUGCGAAGAUGAGUUUGUGGUGGAGACGGUCGUCAGCUCCAGUGAAUUUAUGGUCGACGAUGUGAACGCCAGAAAUUUUAAUGACAAAACUUUUGGUUCAUCGGCUGUGCUUAAGAGUCCUAUUGAAUUGCAUAAUGCAUAUUUUGCGGCUGGCGUUUUGGCGGCCGCCAUUUUCAUCGUUGCCAUUGUGGUCACCAUCUGUCACUGCAAAGUGAAUCAAACGUAUCGAAAAUUCUCAACGCGUCCCACUUCGUUUAUACCCAUUUUGGGCUUCAGUCGACGGCCCAAGUUGCAGGGCAAACUUAAUAAACAUUGGCUAAGUGGCAAAGGUCUCAGCACACCGUCGGCUGCAGGUGCAAAUGCCGCCGCAGGUGCAGGUGCAGGUGGAAGCAAUGCGGCACUGUCAAGUCGUCAUUUGCCCGCCCAACCAAAUGGCAGCAGCCCCCAGACACAGACCACGUUGGGGGGUCAACUGCAUGAGCGACCGUUUCAACGGCAUCUGGCCAUGAACCUGGAGAAUGACAUGUACUACACGGUCGAUUUCAGUGAGAACUCGCAGCACUCUCCGCUAAUACAGUGAGAUGUAGAUGGCGCCAAAGAAGCACUUGCAGUUGCAACUCAUGUCAAAACUGAAGCAGAGCAUUUUGGCUGGUUAGUUAAAUUUACGUGCGAGCACGUUUCACAUAAAUAGAGUAAGUGAGUCAGAGAGUCAGAGUAUAAGA